GCCUUUGCCGCCACCGUCUCUGCUGCCGCCGUCCCCGCGCUGCCUCCGGGAGCCUCCAUUGUUCCAGCGGCGCCGGGUCCCGAGACCGGGCAAUUUAGGGGCUCUCGAAACAGGAGACAGCAGACAGAGUUGAGACACCGGGGCUCCGGCGGAACCGGGAGCGGCGGGGGUCAGCGCGGGAAUCCCGGGGAGCCGGGGCCAGAGCGUGGGACGGCAAGGGGCCGGGGUGGCGAGGUCUGAAGUCUCCGGAAUUGGGGCUCUCCCUCCCCGGCCCGUCUUUCCCCGCCAAGUGGGGUCGGAGCCCCGGCGGACGGCCCCGGCGAUGAGCCCGGACUCGAGGUGGCCGAUGUGACAGCAUGGGGGUGGACUUUGACGUGAAGACUUUCUGCCACAACUUGCGGGCAACUAAGCCACCAUAUGAGUGCCCCGUGGAGACUUGCCGCAAGGUCUACAAGAGUUACAGUGGUAUUGAGUACCACUUGUACCAUUAUGACCACGACAACCCACCACCCCCGCAGCAGACUCCUCUCCGUAAGCACAAGAAGAAGGGGCGCCAGUCACGCCCAGCCAACAAGCAGUCACCCAGCCCCUCAGAGGUAUCACAGUCACCCAGCCGUGAGGUGAUGAGCUAUGCACAGGCCCAGCGCAUGGUGGAGGUAGACCUGCACGGCCGCGUCCAUCGCAUCAGCAUCUUUGACAACCUAGAUGUGGUGUCAGAGGAUGAUGAGGCCCCCGAGGAGGCCCCUGAGAAUGGCAGCAACAAAGAGAACACUGAGACGCCGGCUGUGACUCCCAAGUCAGGCAAGCAUAAGAACAAGGAGAAACGCAAGGAUUCCAACCAUCACCACCACCAUAAUGCUUCUGCCAGCACCACUCCCAAGUUGCCAGAGGUUGUAUACCGGGAGCUGGAGCAAGACACCCCUGAUGCCCCACCCCGGCCAACUUCCUAUUACCGGUACAUUGAGAAGUCAGCAGAGGAGCUGGAUGAGGAGGUAGAGUAUGACAUGGAUGAAGAGGACUACAUCUGGCUGGAUAUCAUGAACGAACGACGGAAGACGGAGGGUGUGAGUCCUAUCCCGCAGGAGAUCUUUGAGUACUUAAUGGACCGGCUGGAGAAGGAGUCCUACUUUGAGAGCCACAAUAAAGGCGACCCCAAUGCACUAGUGGAUGAGGAUGCUGUGUGCUGUAUCUGCAAUGAUGGUGAAUGCCAGAACAGCAAUGUCAUCCUCUUUUGUGACAUGUGCAACCUGGCUGUGCACCAGGAGUGCUAUGGCGUCCCCUAUAUCCCUGAGGGCCAGUGGCUGUGCCGCCGCUGUCUACAAUCACCCUCACGUGCUGUGGACUGUGCCCUGUGCCCCAAUAAGGGUGGUGCCUUUAAGCAGACAGAUGAUGGGCGCUGGGCCCAUGUGGUGUGUGCCCUGUGGAUCCCUGAGGUCUGCUUUGCCAACACAGUCUUCCUGGAGCCAAUCGACAGCAUCGAGCACAUCCCGCCAGCUCGCUGGAAGCUCACCUGCUACAUUUGCAAACAGCGGGGCUCAGGGGCCUGCAUUCAGUGCCACAAAGCCAACUGCUACACAGCCUUCCACGUGACAUGUGCCCAGCAGGCCGGCCUUUACAUGAAGAUGGAGCCUGUGCGGGAGACAGGUGCCAAUGGCACCUCCUUUAGCGUCCGCAAAACAGCCUACUGUGACAUCCAUACACCCCCAGGUUCAGCUCGCCGGCUGCCUGCCCUGUCCCACAGUGAGGGUGAAGAGGAGGAGGAUGAGGAGGAGGAUGAGGGUAAGAGUUGGAGUUCAGAGAAGGUUAAGAAGGCCAAGGCCAAGUCCCGGAUCAAGAUGAAAAAGGCACGAAAGAUCUUGGCAGAGAAGCGGGCAGCAGCACCUGUGGUUUCAGUGCCCUGCAUUCCACCACACAGGCUCAGUAAAAUUACCAACCGCCUAACAAUCCAAAGGAAGAGCCAGUUCAUGCAGAGGCUGCACAGCUACUGGACACUGAAGCGGCAGUCACGGAAUGGGGUCCCGCUGUUACGUCGCCUGCAGACACAUUUGCAGUCUCAGAGGAACUGUGACCAAGUUGGGAGAGAUUCUGAGGAUAAGAACUGGGCCCUCAAAGAACAGCUCAAGUCCUGGCAGCGGCUCCGGCAUGACCUAGAGAGAGCUCGGCUGCUGGUAGAGCUGAUUCGCAAGCGGGAGAAACUCAAAAGGGAGACGAUCAAGGUCCAGCAGAUUGCCAUGGAGAUGCAGCUGACCCCUUUUCUCAUCCUCCUUCGCAAAACCUUGGAGCAGCUCCAAGAGAAGGACACAGGCAACAUCUUCAGCGAGCCGGUCCCUCUGUCUGAGGUAACCGAAUUGGACGAAGUACCUGACUACCUAGACCACAUCAAAAAGCCCAUGGAUUUUUUCACCAUGAAGCAGAACUUGGAGGCUUAUCGCUACCUGAACUUUGAUGAUUUUGAGGAGGACUUCAACCUCAUCGUCAGCAACUGCCUCAAGUAUAACGCCAAGGACACCAUCUUCUACCGGGCAGCGGUGCGGCUCCGUGAGCAGGGUGGUGCUGUGCUCCGCCAGGCCCGGCGCCAGGCAGAAAAAAUGGGCAUUGACUUUGAGACGGGCAUGCAUAUCCCCCACAACCUGGCUGGAGACGAGGCCCCACACCACACUGAAGAUGCAGCAGAGGAGGAGCGGCUGGUCCUGUUGGAGAACCAGAAGCACCUGCCAGUGGAAGAGCAGCUGAAGUUGUUGCUGGAACGGUUGGAUGAAGUGAAUUCCAGCAAGCAGAGUGUGGGCCGCUCACGGCGCGCAAAGAUGAUCAAGAAAGAGAUGACAGCGCUUCGGCGGAAGCUUGCCCACCAGCGGGAAACUGGAAGGGAUGGGCCUGAGCGCCAUGGCCCUUCCAGCCGGGGCAGCCUGACACCUCACCCAGCAGCCUGUGACAAGGAUGGGCAGACAGACAGUGCCGCUGAGGAGAGCAGCAGCCAGGAGACAAGCAAAGGCCUGGGUCCCAACAUGUCCUCAACCCCCGCACAUGAGGUGGGCAGGAGAACCUCAGUUCUGUUCUCCAAAAAGAACCCGAAGACAGCUGGACCGCCCAAGAGGCCGGGCCGGCCCCCCAAAAACCGGGAGAGCCAGAUGACCCCCAGCCACGGAGGCAGUCCUGUGGGGCCCCCUCAGCUUCCCAUCAUGGGCUCCCUGCGUCAGCGCAAGCGGGGUAGGAGCCCCCGGCCCAGUUCCAGCUCAGACAGCGACAGUGAUAAAUCCACAGAAGACCCCCCAAUGGACUUACCAGCCAAUGGCUUCAGCAGUGGAAACCAGCCAGUCAAGAAGAGUUUCUUGGUAUAUCGUAAUGACUGCAGCCUUCCCCGGAGCAGCUCAGACUCUGAGUCCAGCAGCAGUAGCAGCAGCAGUGCUGCCUCAGAUCGGACCAGCACAACACCCUCAAAACAAGGCAGGGGCAAGCCCUCCUUCUCUCGGGGCACAUUCCCAGAGGACAGCAGUGAAGAUACCUCAGGCACUGAGAAUGAGGCCUACUCCGUGGGUACUGGCCGCGGCGUGGGCCACAGCAGUAAGUACCCUCGCCCAAGGCCAGGGAUGCUGGGGCCCCAGUGUCCGGGCCUUACCAGCCCCCUGUCUGCUGAUCUGCCCCCUCUCUCCCAUUCCUGUGAAGUGGUAAGGAAGAGUCUGGGCCGGGGAGCUGGCUGGCUGUCAGAGGAUGAGGACUCCCCGCUGGAUGCUCUGGACCUUGUGUGGGCCAAGUGCCGAGGGUAUCCAUCGUACCCAGCUCUGAUCAUUGAUCCAAAGAUGCCCCGGGAAGGUAUGUUCCACCAUGGGGUUCCCAUUCCUGUGCCCCCACUAGAGGUGCUGAAACUUGGGGAGCAGAUGACCCAGGAAGCCCGAGAGCAUCUCUACCUCGUCCUCUUCUUUGACAACAAGCGAACCUGUAGGUGCAACUGCUAGAGGAAGAGUCAGCUGCGCCUUCUUUCAUGAAGGUCGGAUGUUUAAAGUUCUUCAACGGUAGGAUUGUCCAAGUGUUUCAGAGCCACUAGAGCUGUGACUUUCCCCUUCUUAACUGGGAACAGAGCGGCACUAUAGACUGUUGCUGUUCUUCAUUCAUUCCCAACCCUGGCUCCUUUUCUGAUUCAGACAUUUUUUGAAGGAAUGUCUUCCAAGUGCUAGGCACCUGUGGGCUGGUGUGCCAAUGGAUGAAACAGUCACAGGAAGCAGCUGCGGAGGGUUUUGGAGCUACUGAGUGGAUGUGCGACAACAGCAUGUCUGAUGAUACCAAGUUGCUGGUGCUCCCUGCGAGGUAAUGGGGGUGGGGCACAAAGAAACCAGCGGUAAAUCUCGCCCUUCAGGAAUCUGCAGUCUAAUCAUCGAUCACCAAAAAUCACUAUGCUAGGAGGAGAAAAAAAGUCGCCGGUUAAAAGCACAGGUCUAGCUUUUUGUGACUUUCUCCAGAAGGGAAGAAAUUACAUCUUUCCUGGGCUCAGCCAGCCAGCCGGCCCCGGCAACCGGGCUAGGCAGACAGGCUGCCCCGCGGCCACACGCUGACGCUUGAACUUUGAGUCGCCUUUCCCAGCCCCUGAGAAGCCCGACACAAGCCGCAUUGGAUGCGGCAGUGUGAGAUGGGGGAGGACGGAAGGAAAGUCCUCCCGAGGAGAGAGCAGCGGAGGCAGGGACAGGAGGCCGAUCUAGAGUCAGGCCUCAGAGUGGUCUGUGAGGAGGCCUAAGACCGGCGGGCGCGGAGACAUUUCCUCAGGAGACAGGCGCUGUGGAGACUCCCCACAGGGCUCGGUGGGCUGGCGCUGUGUUCGGGUCCGGGUCCGGGUCCGAUUCUCAGUGAAGAGGAGCUCAUCGGAGGAGGACCUCAGUAAGCGAAAAGCAGACUAGAGAGGCGCGGUGGGAAAGGCUCUCUGAAGAUGGCGGGGGAUAGGAUUUGGUUGUGCGGGCCGGCAAGCCUGACGACAGGCAGGGAGGACCGGGGGCUGAGGGCCCCGGCCGGUGGGGACACGCUGGCCCGCCUAAUGCGGAGGAAAGGGCCAGCGGCGAGCCCAGCGCGCGCUAACCGCUGAGAGGCCUCGGGAAGGCCCGCCCAGCGCCGCCACGCCCGUUCUCAUUGGCGCCUCGUAUUUCCCCGCGGAUUGGCUACCUCUAAAACGGACUUGCGCCCUACUUCCGGUGAGGCUUCUCAGGAAAGGCCGGAAGGGUGCGCUUGCGCUUGCGCUUGCGUCCCAGAACCACUGCCGCUUCCGGGUACAAUGGUGAG
Messenger RNA from Myotis myotis, 5262 nucleotides. RefSeq names its product bromodomain and PHD finger containing 1 (gene BRPF1). The record is from RefSeq and is a predicted model, not a curated record. The transcript has 13 exons. Lineage: Eukaryota; Metazoa; Chordata; Mammalia; Chiroptera; Vespertilionidae. Gene Ontology annotation, biological process: regulation of transcription by RNA polymerase II. Bases 357 to 3953 code for a protein of 1198 amino acids. Gene Ontology annotation, molecular function: protein binding. Gene Ontology annotation, cellular component: MOZ/MORF histone acetyltransferase complex.